GAUAAACCAGAAAAACAACAACAACAACAACAACAUCAACAUGAUUCAAUACAAUAAUAAUUAAAAAAACAACAAGUCUACAAAAUUACUAACAGCUUAAAAUAUUUAUUUUAUCAAUCUAUAUUACAUAUUUCAUUCUUUAAAUAAUUUCAUUAUCAAAUCAAUUUUCUGCUUGUCAUUCAGUUAAAUAUUGAAAAAAUGCCAGAUAUUUUGAGUAAAAUACCUGAAUUUUCAUGGCCAAUUGCAUUUGCAAUUGUUCAUCCUAAUGUUGGUGGUAUACUUGGUGGAUUUAUAACAAGAAAAAAUAUUAAUCCAUGGUACCAGUCAUUAAAGAGACCAAAUUGGACACCACCAAAUUGGCUAUUUGGUCCAGUUUGGACAAGUAUUUAUUCAUCACUCGGUUAUGCAUCAUAUUUGGUUUAUCGUGAUAUCCCAAGUAUUGAUAAUUCAUCAAUACUUCCAUUGACUCUUUAUGCAACAAAUUUGGCAUUAAAUUGGUCAUGGACACCAAUUUUUUUUGGUCUACAUAAAAUAGACUGGGCAUUAUACAACAUCAUGGCACUUUGGAUCAACACAGCAACACUUGGUUUUGUUUAUUACAAAAUAAAUCAUACUGCUGGUUUAUUAAUUAUUCCUUAUGUUGCUUGGAAUACAUUAGCAACAGCAUUAAAUUACGUUGUUUAUCGUGAUAAUAAAAAUGAUUUAUCAAUUGAAGAAAUAAAAGAAGAAUAAUAUUUAUCAUCUAAAAAUAAAAACAAAUUAUUAAUGACAAUAAAUAAAUUAUUGUUUAUAUAUUUUUUAUUUACUUUAUAUAAGAAAUAAAGAUUAAUAAAUCACGAGUACAUUUUUUUUUUUUUUUUCACAAUAAUAUAAUAAUAAUAUAUUAAAUUAAAUCAUCAAACUUAUAUAUAUAUAUUUUUUUUUCUUUUAAAUAAUAAAAAUAAUAAUCAAAAAAAACAAUAUAUUACUUAUUUUUUUUCUUUGUUCUUUUUUUUUUUUUUUGUUUUUUUCUUAAUUUUAAAUUCUAAUUGUUAAACUGUUU
This is a messenger RNA of Aphidius gifuensis, 1042 nucleotides long. RefSeq names its product translocator protein (gene Tspo). NCBI's taxonomy places the organism in Eukaryota, Metazoa, Arthropoda, Insecta, Hymenoptera, Braconidae. The coding region runs from base 199 to 732 and encodes 177 amino acids. The transcript is spliced from 4 exons. The record is from RefSeq and is a predicted model, not a curated record. Gene Ontology annotation, cellular component: mitochondrial outer membrane.